GCCACAGGAAUCACUUACCAGCUUCUUCCAAAACUCCAAUGCGUGUGCCUGCCCACAUGCUAUGCUACCCCCUCCAUUUUAAAACAAAAGAAAGGCCUCAACUUUAUUCCAUAAAUGAAGCUUGAAUAGUACAAAAGGCAAACCGGUCGGUUAGAGGGUGGAAGGAAACUUAAGAGAUGACCAAGAAGCAGCAGAUCAAGUCUCUGAUGGGGAAAGUGCAAGGAAUGAGGCUUCUGUCUCUUGGAGGUUGUUUUGAUAGCUGCAGAGACCACUCUCAAGCUUCUGGGCUUGGAACGAGGAUAUGGAAUCUCAGUGAUAGGCCAGUGGAGCUGCAAAUAAGGGUCGGGUCGAUACUGAAGAAGUUUCACACGGUCAAGCCAGGAUGCUCCAAGAGAUUGAAAUGCAAAAGCAUAUACAAGGCAUACAUGCCUGGCACGAGUAGCAGCAAUGGCGAUGGUGGCGUGGUGGGGAUGAAGAGCUUGCUCUAUUACUAUGACGAGACUUGCCAUCCUUAUAUAUGGAUUUCAGACACAGGCGGUGAUUCUUUGAGGAUGGUGAAGCAGCAGUAUGUUAGCCUUGAGGAUCUGAGAGACUCUUCAGAGAUCAGAAUCUUCAGGGAUCAUCAGAGAGGUUGCAUUUCUGUUCGCAAGAGACCAAGGCCUGAUUUCUGCUGAAUUCAGUUUCAUUCAUUCAUCACCUUUCAUGUUAAUUUGCCUGCUGCUCUGUAUCCUUAGUUUCUGAGAUCCUCUUGUUCUCUCUUUUAUCAGUGUGCGUAAGUAAUUGCAGGCUGCAAUGAUCUGUGAUAUAUAUGACUGUUUAAUUUUGUAUUUGUUUGGGAAUGGAGUGAUGUUACAGAUGCAGGGAGCUAUUAGCUGUAAUUGACGACCGACACUUUUUAAUAUUGUUUAAUGCAAUUCAAUCUUAAUGGAUAUUUUCUCAUUGAAAGCUCAAA
Messenger RNA from Prosopis cineraria, 952 nucleotides. RefSeq lists its product as uncharacterized. The record is from RefSeq and is a predicted model, not a curated record. The transcript has a single exon. NCBI's taxonomy places the organism in Eukaryota, Viridiplantae, Streptophyta, Magnoliopsida, Fabales, Fabaceae. Bases 177 to 674 code for a protein of 165 amino acids.